GUUCUACAUAAACCAAUAAGGUUUGGAUGAGGGGUCUGCUGUGGUUUGCUUUCCCAAAACAACAAAAAAAAGGAGAGAGAGGAAAAUAGACUACAAGGGCAGAUCUAGCAGAGACAGCAAACACACAGGAGGAAGAGCAUUCUUUGUCUGGGGAUCUGAGAUUUUUAUCUUAUCCACAUAGGAAGCAAAGAACUUCUCUCCAGUGCUGCAUGAAGCGGCCAGGGAGUCGGAGCUGCACUACAGCCUGGAAGCGGCACCACCCCCUCUUCGUGCCGGAGGAGAACGAGCUGUGUGUGUGCGGGACCAAUCAUCCCAGCUUCUGAUCAUCCCAGCUUCUGAUCAGGGACCACUCAUCCCAGCUUCUGAUCUUCCCAGCUUCUGAUCAGGGACCACUCAUCCCAGCCUCUGAUCAGGGACCACUCAUCCCAGCUUCUGAUCAGGGACCACUCAUCCCAGCUUCUGAUCAGGGACCACUCAUCCCAGCUUCUGAUCAGGGACCACUCAUCCCAGCUUCUGAUCAGGGACCACUCAUCCCAGCUUCUGAUCAGGGACCACUCAUCCCAGCUUCUGAUCAGGGACUACUUAUCCCAGCUUCUGAUCAGGGACCACUCAUCCCAGCUUCUGAUCAGGGACUACUUAUCCCAGCUUAUGAUCAGGGACCACUGACCAGGGACCAUUCAUCCUAGCUUCUGAUCAGGGACUACACAUCCCAGCCUGUGAUCCGGGACUACACAUCCCAGCCUCUGAUCGGGGACUACGCAUCCCAGCCUGUGAUCCGGGACUACUGCUGCCAGCCUCUGAUCGGGGACUACUGCUCCUAGCCUCUAACCGGGUACUACUGCUCCCAGUCGGCGAUCCGGGACUGCUGCUCUCAUGUCCAUUGCGGGACACUACUGCUCUCCUCUAGAAGGAGAUCUGCCUUUAUAGACAUGAUUGUGUGGGAGGCAGGAGAGUCACCAUCCCGUGUCUGGAUUACUGUGUAAAAUAAAACAACUUCUAUGCCUGAUCAGAUGUUGCGGUUUCCCCCUAUCAAAGGUCUAUGGAAAUGCAGGAUCUAGCUAGUCCACAUAGUCGACUUAGUGGCAGUAGUGAUUCUCCCAGUGGGACAAGUCUUGAUAACUCACACAUAAACAACAAUUCCAUGACACCAAAUGGCACAGAAGAACUUUCGUUUUUCGACUCGUCUAUGGCCUACUUUAGUAAUAUUUCCUCUAAGAUGGAUUCAUCCAUGUCUGACAAAUAUGGCACAGUUAAAACAGAGCCAAUGAGCGGCAGUGACAUUGCUGCAACAACUGCUGACGGAUCUUUAGACAACUACUCCGGAUCAGUUAUUGGAAGCAGUGGAUUCAGCCCCAGACAAACACACCAGUUUUCCCCACAGAUCUACCCAUCCAACAGAGCUUACCCACAUAUUCUGCCCACCCCGUCUUCACAAACAAUGGCAGCGUAUGGGCAAGCCUCAUUUCCCACAGGAAUGCAACAAGCCACAACCUAUGCAACGUACCCCCAACCAGGACAGCCCUAUGGAAUUCCUUCUUACGGUGCAUUGUGGGCAGGCAUCAAGACGGAAGGAGGACUGCCACAAUCACAGUCACCAAGCCAAGUUGGAUUUCAGAGUUAUGGCUCAAGCUUUAGUGCUCCCCAGCCCGGACAGGCCCCAUAUAGUUACCAAAUGCAAGGGAGCAGUUUCACCACAGCAUCAGUAAUCUAUGCAGGAAGCAAUUCACUCACAAAUUCAACUGGAUUUAAUAGCUCCCAGCAGGAAUAUCCAUCUUAUCCCAACUUUAGCCAGGGUCAGUAUGCACAGUAUUAUAACAGCUCUCCAUACCCAUCACAUUAUAUGACAAGCAGCAACACAAGCCCCACAAUUCCUUCCACUACGGCCACAUACCAGUUGCAAGAGCCACCAUCUGGUGUCACCAGUCAAGCAGUAACAGAUCCCUCAGAAUACAGCACCAUAGUCCAUAGUCCAUCAACACCUAUUAAAGAUUCAGAUUCUGAUCGAUUGCGGCGUGUUUCAGAUGGAAAAUCACGGGGAAGAGGAAGGAGAAACAAUAACCCCUCCCCACCUCCAGACUCUGACCUUGAGAGAGUCUUCAUUUGGGACUUGGAUGAAACCAUCAUCGUUUUUCAUUCUUUAUUGACAGGAUCUUAUGCAAACAGAUAUGGAAGGGAUCCACCGACCUCAGUAUCACUUGGGCUUCGAAUGGAAGAAAUGAUUUUCAACUUGGCCGAUACACACUUAUUUUUCAAUGAUUUGGAAGAAUGUGACCAGGUUCAUAUUGAUGAUGUAUCUUCAGAUGAUAAUGGACAAGACUUGAGCACGUAUAACUUUGGGACAGACGGCUUCCCAGCUGCAGCAACCAGUGCAAACCUAUGUUUAGCAACUGGAGUUCGUGGAGGUGUAGACUGGAUGAGAAAAUUGGCUUUUCGUUAUAGAAGAGUAAAAGAAAUCUACAACACUUAUAAAAAUAAUGUUGGAGGUCUGCUUGGCCCAGCAAAGAGGGAAGCUUGGCUACAGUUGAGGGCCGAGAUUGAAGCCCUGACAGAUUCUUGGUUAACACUUGCACUGAAAGCACUCACUUUAAUUCAUUCUAGGACAAAUUGUGUAAAUAUACUUGUUACAACUACCCAACUUAUACCAGCAUUGGCAAAGGUCCUGUUGUAUGGAUUAGGAGUUGCGUUUCCCAUUGAAAACAUUUAUAGUGCAACUAAAAUAGGUAAAGAAAGCUGCUUUGAGAGGAUAGUCCAAAGGUUUGGAAGGAAAGUGGUCUAUGUAGUAGUAGGGGAUGGAGUAGAAGAAGAGCAAGGAGCCAAAAAGCAUUCAAUGCCAUUUUGGAGAAUAUCAAGCCACUCAGAUUUAAUGGCACUGCACCAUGCCCUGGAACUUGAUUACUUGUAGAAAGAAAACAGCACUUUGAUUCCAAAAGGAAAUCCAUCUUCGUGACCGGCUACAUAGACCAGAUGUGUUGGCGUCCCUAUGCAAUAUACAGAUAUGGAAGUCCUACCAGAAGUGUUUAUCUUCUGUCUGCUAUAUUGCUAGAAAAUGAAGCAACAGGACUUAGGAAGAUAUAAAAUGAGCCUAAUCAAUAUCAGAACACUUGCUUUUCUUAGAGUUCUAGAGACAUGUUAAAUUGUUCCAUGGAAUGAAUGGUUCAUACCUGUGAAGGGAAGACAAAGAGAGCUUGAGACUUUGUAGGCUCCACAAUUUCCAAUCUGGGGAGUUGGUUGAUGGAAUGGCAGGUUUUACUGCAAAUCAAACAGCUAUGCUAAAUCACUUAGUAUAGUGCCCUAUAAUCGAAGUUUACUGACUACAACUAAUUUAUAAAUGGACAUUGCAGCUUGACACGGAUAUGAAAACAAGGUACUACAGGCUGGAGACUUGGAAAUGUCUAUGUCUAAAGUAUGUAUACUGUAAUUUAAAACAAAAUGAUGUACAUCACUGAGACAAUCAUGUACAGAAAGAUUUUUGUGUAAAUUUGUAAUAAUAGUUUCUUUUACAUAUGGUUUAGGUAAUAUUAUUGAGGUAGCAAUGCCUUGUUAGAUCAGGUAUGCAGGGCGGUGUGUGUACAAACUGUUGUGCAGUGCCUUAACAAAGUGUUAGUUAUAAAUAUGUAGAUAUAUAUAUUUCUUUUGUUACAUGUAGGUAAAUUUGUUAAGACCAAACGCAUGGAUGUCAAGUGUCAAGAACAUUUUUCAUUUACUGUUUGCCAUUUUCAUACUGUACAGGACUAAUUUUCCAUCUAUACCACCAACAGCUUAUAAUAUUACAGACAUGACUUGAGCCCUGUCCUGACUACCCCUGUCCCAAAUCUAUCAGUCAAAAACUUCAGCUCACUAAAACAAAUAGCAUAUAGGUUUGAUAUUUGUAUUUUUUCACAUGAAAGCUAACUAUUGACCAUCUUUAUUUCUCAUAAAUCAGUGUCUGUAUUUUA
Rana temporaria (common frog) is the source of this 3935-nucleotide messenger RNA. RefSeq names its product EYA transcriptional coactivator and phosphatase 1 (gene EYA1). The coding region runs from base 1040 to 2902 and encodes 620 amino acids. The record is from RefSeq and is a predicted model, not a curated record. The transcript is spliced from 19 exons. Gene Ontology annotation, cellular component: nucleus. Gene Ontology annotation, biological process: negative regulation of extrinsic apoptotic signaling pathway in absence of ligand; multicellular organism development; cell differentiation. Gene Ontology annotation, molecular function: protein tyrosine phosphatase activity. NCBI's taxonomy places the organism in Eukaryota, Metazoa, Chordata, Amphibia, Anura, Ranidae.